GUUCCGAAAUAUCUGUAUGUACUUCACUGUAUAUGUACCUAUGUAUGUAUGUAUGUACAUGUUUACUGCACUGGGGCCACGCCUCCCUCGCCUACGUAUGUGGGUGUGAGAAAGGGACGGAUUGUGCAAGUUGGUUUUUUGGAACGCCAGCAAACAAGGGAAAUGCGUACUUUUCGCAUUUACCCACGUACAUACAUACAUAGCUGUAACCUGCGCAGCUGUGCUUGGCACACACGCCUGCUUUUUGCAGUAGCAUUCAGAGAAAUUCGCAAAGCAAACAGAAAGCAGAAAGAUUUUCUUUUUGCACAAGCAUUAAUAUUAAAUUAAAUUACACCACGUACGCACACUCAUGCAUUUGGAAGCCUUGUCUGUAUGUACACACAUGCUUUGUUGGGUCAUGGUGUGUAAGAGAGACAACAUGAUAAACAACCGCGAGUCAAAAUUAAACACGCGAUCCAUUAUGUGCGUGUUCUUGCAAAAGGGAGUUGCUUCACACAGAUUUAUUACGAGUUCCACUGCUUUUGAGAAAUAGGCUAUAAACAACAAUGCCAUCUAUUUUGGCGGAUGCGCCUGUAAUUGAUUUGGUGGAGGAUUUAGAGGACGGUGAAAUUGACGAUGAUGACGAGGAGGAGGAGCAGCAGCCGCCCCCAAAUUUUCCAGCCCAAAAGAAAGUUUCCCCAGGGGAAGAAGAGAUUCAAUUUGUGGGCAUCGAGGCAAAGAACAAAAUCACCGACGAAGAUGUCGUCCAUAUGGGAUUAUCGGCAGAUUCUGCAGGUCCACAAAAUAACACUAGCAGCAAAUCUAAGAAGCCUAGGCCAUUGGAAGAUGACCAUGCUAGCAGCAUCGAGAAUGCCAUUGCUAAUGCUUUAAAAAAGAAGGGCAUAGAACCGCCAAUGCCUAGGAUGCGUUCGUCCAACCAUGAUUUGGGGGAUGCCUCCUUAGAGGGUUCUGGAGAAUUAUUAUCUGGCGUCGGAAAUCAUCUCCAGCAGCCAAGUCGUAGCAGCAGGCGAAGGAAACGCAAAAAAGAACGCGAGCGAGAGCUAAAGAAGGACAAGGAGCACCAGAAACGGUCCCGCCGUGAAGAUGGUGAUGUGUCUGGUGUGGCGGGUGGUACUGGCAGUGAUGACAUGGACGAAUAUGAGAUGAUGAACGUACGCGGCGGUAGUCCUCCGCCCGGAGGAGUAGCACAACCCUCUUCCGGUGGUGGUGGUCAGCAUUUUAGCGCACCUGAUUGGGACUUGGCCAACGGCCCAUCCGUGGGAUCGGGAGUCGCUCUUGGAGGAGGCGGCUAUGAAUCGCAGCCGGAUCCCUACAGCAGCUACGAUUCUUAUUCCGAAGAGGAGGCAUCUGCACCUGGUUUGGUGAAUCAAAGACGUCGAAUGCGAAGAGAGAGAGAAAAGGAGCAGCAGCGUGUUGGCAAUAACCGCAAGCGAAGGGAUCGUGAACGCCAUGAGGGAGGUGCAGGAGGAGCCAAGCGAAACCGCCGUGAUUCCGGUGAGGGAGGUGGUGGUGGAGGACAGGAGAAGAUGGGCGGGAGCGGUCGCAUUGAACCCCGCAAACUGGAACUGUGCAAGUUCUAUUUGAUGGAUUGUUGUGCCAAGCGAGAAAAGUGUUCCUAUAUGCACAAGGAGUUCCCCUGCAAGUACUAUUAUCUGGGCAUGGAUUGCUAUGCCGGCGACGACUGUCUCUUUCACCACGGCGAGCCGCUGUCCGAGCAGCUGCGCAACAUCUUGCUGAAACACAUGGAGACGGCACCGAAGGAGAUCCUUGGUGAUUUUAAACGAAUAUCGAGAGAAAUUGCGCUUGGGCAGAUGACGCGACGACACGAACAGUUGUGCGAGCAAUUUAAGCGGGAGAAUACCUGGAGCAUAAUGGGCAGUGCAGGAAUGGGCAGGCGACAGGACCAGCAACAGCACGUGCAGCAGCAGCAGCACAUACAGCAGCAUCAGCACAUGCAGCAGCAACAGGAACAACAGGCGGGUGCGGAGGUCGGUGGAUGCAUUCCCUCACUUUUAGACAUGGUUAUUAAUCCACCGCAUCCGGAGAAAAAGCGCAAAUCCCGUUGGGCUGAUAAAACAGCAGCUAAGGCAGCAGCUGGAGAAGCGGUUUCUUCAGAAGCGGACAACACAUUGCCAGCUGCUAAACCAUUACCACAACAUUUGGACUUAGCUAAUCUCAGUCACGUUUUAAGUACUGAAAACAUGGCCAAGCUGAAUAAGCUGGGCAUUACCAACCUGGAGCAGAUGUUGCAGGUGCCAUUUGGUCAAUUAACCGAGGCAGGUCUAACUCUGGUCGAGAUUGGAGAGAUUCAGCGCAAGGCAGAGGACGCCAAGCCCCAAACGAAAACCGAAACGGAAAUCAGCACUCCCGUUGCCAAGCCAGACACGGAGACCAACAAUAGCAACUCCAACAGCAAUGGUUUUAUUAUGGUGGACUAUACGCAGUAUCUAAAGGAUGCGCAUGUCAGCUUUUCGGGCAACGAUCCGUUGGACGACGACCGAGAUGAUGACGAACAACUGGUCAUAGACGAUGGCAACGAGUCGACCCCUGAGGAGGAACAACAACCAAAGCCGGCAAAGGCGCCGGCAGUCGACCGCCAGGGCUUGUCCACGGAGGAGGCACCCUUACCUUCUGUUUACGAUUUGCCAAGCUUUAUGAGCAACAUGCUGGGCCAAGGAGCCUUGACAACUCAACUGCUGCCAGCCAGCGCUACGUCGCCCAAUCAGGAGAUGCCACAAUCGGGACUUAAACCCUCUUCCAGCGGCGGUAGCACCUCCACCCAUGUGUUUAGCCGAAUUCUGUUCGGCGACAAACAACCGGAUCCCGAGGCUAGAGCGGCUUUCUACCGCGACAUUAUACGAAAUCCUUUUAGGGCACAUAGGGGCGAUGUCGAUGUGGACUCUAGUAAUGAGAACUCCAAUUCGAAUUCGCGUUCGCUGACACCGACUCCUACUCCAGAGCCGGGAUCACAGUCUCCGAAGCAGGAGGACCAGGAUGAAGAGAUGCCGGAAUUGCCUGCCAUUACGGCAGCCUUGCCACCAACAACUCCCUCGCUUUAUGUGCGUCCAUCCAUGUAUGAUUUUAAUCCUUCCAAGGACGAGGAGCAGCAUCGGCAAAAAGAGCCUCUCCUGGAGGAGGAGCUGCGCCAGCGUGAUAUAGACAUGCGACUCCCUUUCGAGCCCAUGAAACAUUAUAUGCCUGCCACUGAAAUCGAUGCGGCGAUCUUCUCGCACACUCCACUUCGUUGGCAGCUGCAGGAGGUGUCCGUGGAGGAAGCCAGCUAUGCUCAGAUCAGGGCCAGCGCUCUGCACAAAGAGCAGCGCGAACUACGGGAUCCUCGCAUGCGUCGUAUUCUGGGUUUACCCGAAACGCCGGACAAUAGUGGAACCAUAGGAUCGACGGGACUAGCGGGAGCAGGCACGUUAUCGAGUGAUUUGUUUGGGCGUUCCGGGGCGAGCAUAGCUUCGCCGGAGACGGAGACCAAUGUACGAGAUACCACGCCUAGUUCUCCACCCCCGACGUUUGCCAAUUUACCCUCGAUGAGUGUCCCACCCCCGUCAAUGAGCGUACCUCCUCCGAAUCUACAAGCGGAAAAGCCUCCGCUACGGACAGAUCCACGUCGCGAUCCAAGGAGAGCCCAUUUUCAGGCUCAAGCAGCUGCGAGUACGGCGAACCCGACACCUACCACAACCAAUGCCACUGGUGGCAGCAAACAAAUAUCCGAAAUACGCAGCCUCAUGCAGAGCUCAAACUGGUACAAGAAUCUGGGCAGCAACAAUAAGAUUAUGGUAAAUCAACAAUUAGCGUUGGUGUUUACCGAGCUCAAGAAAUUUCACCAGCUACCCGAAGGCGCCCAAAAAAUAUUUGAUGUCAGCUUUAUAGUGAACAACCCAACGUUGCAGCAAAUCUUUUCUAAGCUCUUCAUAUUUGUAGAUGAUAAUGGUCAGGUGGUGCAAAUGCCGGAGGAAAAUAAUGGUAGUGGAGUAGGUGGAGCAGCAGCAUCAGCAGGAGGAGGAGGAGGAGUGGUUCUACCCAAUCUUUCGCAACCUCCUCCAAAUCUGGUCCAGAUGUUAAGGGUACCGCCACCAAAUAUUCGGAUGCUGCGCAUGUCCGGAAUGAUGAUGCAAAUGGGAAACCUAGGACCUCCAUUUAAUCAACCACCACCGAGAGCUGGAUUGCUGGGUAUGCCACCAGGAGGCGGCGGAAACCAGGGAGUGGUUAAUCUAGGAGGAUUAAACCAAGGGGGAGGAGCUAUGCCUAAUGGGAAUCCCUUUAAUCCAUUUGCCGGCGGAGCAGGCAACAAUGGAGUAGGAGCUGGCGGAAUAGGCAACAUGAAUUCCAUGGGCAACAUUGGUCACAUGGGCAUGCCUUUCAAGAACUUUAACAAUGGAAACCAUAACAACAAUGGGGGAGGCAGAGGUGGACAUUUUCCGGGCGGGGGAGCAGGUGGAAACAAUCGCAAUCAGCGAGGCGGCAAUCAGCGGAACCGCAACAUCUAAAACCUUAUGUCUCGAGGAUAAUCAAACAAAACAAAAGACUUGUUAUGCCAAAGUGAUGUUGAUGUUAUGCCCAUGACCUUUUUCAACCCACUCCCUAAAUAACCCGCCCCUAGAAAACGUUGUUCCCCAACACCAACUUUUUUUUUUAUAAAAAUUUGGGCUUGACUGCUUUGUACAUUGUAUUCUAUUCCUUAAAUCCAUCAUUGUCACUAUUUUUUGGCUAGGUGUAAGAACAAACCUUUUUAGCACUACUACGUACUGAUAAAUGUAGUUAAGAGUAAGAACAAAGAAACUUAAGGAAGAAAAAUUAAGGAACAGGAACAGAAAGUAACGUAUAAAUGAUAUGCCACCUUUUUUUUACCGACAUUUUUUGAAUAAUGUAGGAUAAAGUGUUUAUUUGUGCGUGUACACUACAUCGAUAAUCUAGACAUACAAACUAAAAAUAAAUAACAUGCUUUAAGUAA
Molecule: messenger RNA, 4963 nt
Organism: Drosophila biarmipes
Lineage: Eukaryota; Metazoa; Arthropoda; Insecta; Diptera; Drosophilidae
Gene: su(sable)
Product: protein suppressor of sable
Exons: 6
Coding region: 546-4499 (1317 amino acids)
Biological process (GO): negative regulation of DNA-templated transcription
Cellular component (GO): nucleus
Molecular function (GO): metal ion binding; RNA binding
Source: RefSeq, a predicted model, not a curated record